Ostrea edulis (European flat oyster) is the source of this 2446-nucleotide messenger RNA. RefSeq names its product CCR4-NOT transcription complex subunit 10-like. The transcript has 18 exons. Gene Ontology annotation, molecular function: protein binding. The record is from RefSeq and is a predicted model, not a curated record. Gene Ontology annotation, biological process: mRNA catabolic process; negative regulation of translation. The coding region runs from base 270 to 2357 and encodes 695 amino acids. NCBI's taxonomy places the organism in Eukaryota, Metazoa, Mollusca, Bivalvia, Ostreida, Ostreidae. Gene Ontology annotation, cellular component: CCR4-NOT complex.
ACCAGAGGUGGGAUCAGACAAACACGGACCCCUGGACACACCAGAGGUGGGAUCAGGUGCAGUGUAGGAGGAGUAAGCAUAUCCUGUUGACUGGUCACUCCCGCCAUGAGCCCUGUAUAUCUUGAUAAGGAUAUCUUUUUUGACCGCUAGAGGGCGCUGUUAAUAAAAAUGUCUGCGCCCAUAGAUUGUCAAGAAAGCUGAGCUGAAUAUUGGGCAUGCCCUUCAAUGCGUGAAAAUAAAGCCCUUAAAUCAAACGAGUGUUAUGAACCAUGGCUGAAAAUAAAUCCAAAAAUGAGUUUGAGGCUGAGAUAGAGUGCCCGCAGCCCCUCCCUCAAGUGACAGAUGCACAAAAAGAGGUGGCUUCGCUGGCAAUGUCGGAGUUCGACAAGAAACAAUAUGGCUCUUGCUGCAGUCUGAUGCACAAAUUAAUAGCUCAGAGACCAAGUGAUCCAAAAGUAGUGCAUAACAAAGCAGUGGCAGAAUUCUAUCAGAGUGGAUUUCUCACUACUGAGGAGUUCAGGCAAAACUUAUCAAGAGUAUGUCAAAUGGCUCAUGUGAACAUUGACAACAGUGAGAGUCUAGAGGAUGUGGAUCACAGUGUUAUUUAUUUCAACCAGGCCGUCAUUCUGUAUCAUCUACGCCAAUAUAAAGCUGCACUCAACAUCUUAGAUAAACUCUUCCAGUAUAUAGAGCCACUAGAAGAGGCCUUAGCUAAGAAAGCAACAAUGCUGCUUGUAGAACUCUAUCUGUGUACAUAUCAGCCUGAAAAGGCAAUGGGAAUGGUGCAUUAUGCAGAAAAGACUGUGUUCACAGCAGGGAAGAAUUCUGGGGAAAAGGAAAAUAAAGAGGACCAGGUGGAUGAAGCCUGGAAACCCAAAAUUAGUUUAUACAAAACUCGGUGUCUCCUCAUGAUGAAAUCCAUGAAAUCAUGCAAAAGGGAGAUAAAAUCGUUAAUGAAUACCCAAGCCAUGAACACAUCUGUGAUAUAUCUAAAGAGUAAUUUUGAACACUUGCGGGGUAAUCACAAGAAAGCUAUGAAGAUGCUGGGUUCCAUGAUCACGACGAGUGUGUUCACUGAAGCUGGAGAGUGCCUGCCUGUCAUGUAUAACAACAAUCUGGGCUGCAUUCAGUUCCACCUCCGCAAACAUCAUCUAGGCGCUUUCUACUUCCGUAAAGCUCUUCAAGAAAAUGAGAAUGCUCUCAGAGACAUCAAGCGGGGAGCGGAACACAAUAAGAAUCUCUCUGGUAAAACAUUGAACUCCAUAGGCAUGAGUCGCCACUUUGAAUUGUUGUACAAUAUGGGGAUACAGCUGUUGCAUUGUGGGAAGCCCAUAGCUGCCUUUGACUGCUUGAUUGAAGCAGUGCAAGUCUUUAGAACCAACCCUCGUCUCUGGCUCCGACUGGCAGAGUGCUGUGUAAUGGUCAACAGAGAGAAUAAUGAUGAGGACAGGAAGUUGGAGAAGAGGUUAGAGGUCAUUCAGGGAUCUGAUGGCAGUGGGAUUCAUAGGAAACUCCGACUUGGUCCUGGACUCAAGAGAGAUAACUCAAGUCCAGGGACUCCAGCUAUCCCAGCACCCACCCAUGAGUUUGCCGCUCUUUGUUUAAAGAAUUCUUUAUAUUUACUGCCGGAAGAUCCCCUGACAGCAGAGCAUGUGCCGGUGGAAGAUUCAGACAAUGUGAAAAUAACUCCAGAGAUGGUUUUAGUGCCAGCUCCCCCAGGGAACCCUCUAAAGGCAGCAGAAGUUGCUAGUCUCAGGUGUUCUGUUCUGGUAGCCGGUGCUUACGUAGCUCUUUGUCUCAAUGACUACACGCAGGCUCUACUUUAUGCAGACAGUCUGCUAAAACAACCCAAAGUGACUGGAGCACAAAGAUAUCUGGGUCAUCUGUACAUGGCUGAGGCUCAGGUAGCCUUGGAUAAAAUAGCAGAUGCCAUCCAGCACCUGAAUCCUGAGCUAGUGGUGGACAUCAGUCUCACACUGCCAGAAAACAAGGCGGACCAAGACAAAAGUGAACGAGACCCUGAGGCCUCAGAAACAAAAGGUUCAUUUCAUCCCUGGUCACCCAAAGAUCUUCUACGAGCCAAAGCCAUAGCUCAGUACAAUCUGGCUACAGCUCACGCUAUCCGUGGGGAAUACGACAAGGCUGUUCAGAACCUUGGGGAGAGCUCCAAUUACAUAGGAACUCCAUUACCUGCCCAGAUGUACUUCCUGAAACUGUAUCUAGACUUGAUAGAGGGGAGACGAAAAAUGGCGCAAAUUGUGAUCAAAGAUCAUUUUGGACAUGUAACACCAAAUCGUGUGGAGAUGAAAAUGAACACUAAGCCUGGGGUGCCUCGCUCGGACAGUGGGGUGUCUUGAUUGCUGGACAGUAUUAUCAUAUAAAGUGGAAUGGAAUCAAUGAGAAAAUGUACAUGAAAUUGAAAUAAAGAUUUGCUAAUUAGUCACAA